Molecule: messenger RNA, 1926 nt
Organism: Myxocyprinus asiaticus (Chinese sucker)
Lineage: Eukaryota; Metazoa; Chordata; Actinopteri; Cypriniformes; Catostomidae
Product: shootin-1-like
Exons: 17
Coding region: 84-1694 (536 amino acids)
Source: RefSeq, a predicted model, not a curated record
GUGUGUCCACUGUCCAGGUGUCGUUUCCUGUAAUCGCUCAGUGGUUUACCGGAGUUUUGAAUUGGUGGCCACGGGAAUUUUCAAUGGCGUCUACAGAAGGAAAAAAAGAAGUAAAGAUGGUUUCAGAUCUGUCCAACCAAGUACUUCUUCAAUAUGAAAGCCUCCAACAAGAACAUGAAAAAAUCAAAAAGGAGUGUAAACAAAUGCAAGAGGAAAGAGAUGAGGCCUUACGGAAGCUAAAGGAAUUUGAACAAGUGUCUCACAGGGUAAUCGAGGAGGUGAACAACAUUCAGGAGAAUCUAGAUAUUGAAAAAACAUGUAGACAGAGUGUAGAGGCUUUGGCCUCCAAGUUAAACAGACAGAACCGCUCUCUGAAGAGGAAGAGUAUGCUGUAUAUGUCUCGUCUUAACGCCAGUGUUGUUGCUGAGAUCAACCUUGACGACGAAGCAGAUGAGGAUCCACAGGAGGAGGAGUUAGGUGUCUGUAGCUCCUCCAAUUGUCAGCUCAUCAUCACAGAGCUGAGGGAUAAACUAGAAGUGAUCCUGGCUGAAAAGAAGCAGAUAGCAAUUGAUCUGGAGAUGACAGGAGAGCAGCUCUGCCAGAUUAGACAGGAACUCCUGAAAGAGAAACAUGAAAAUACUGUUUUGAUAGCUGAAACGUUCCAACAAAAGAAGCUCUUGGGAAAAUACAAUAGAGUGUCACAGUAUGCUCUGGAGGAGUUUGAGUCCUUGCAGGAGGAUCUAAAGCUUGAGAGGGAUCUGCGUUCUGAAGCAGAGAAGUUUGCACGUGAGAUGCUUGUAGAACAGAAGAAGCUGAAAAGACAGAGCCAGAUGUUGGUCCAGAGUGUGUGUCCAGCCGAAGCUCUGCAGAAAGCUCUAGCAGAGAUCAACACACUGACACACACUCUAGAGGCCCAGAGACUUGAGCAUCAACAACAGGUGAAGGCUCUGGAAGAGCAGAUAAAUGCCAGUGAAUUAAAGCAGCAGCUGACAGUAUUACAUAAACAAACCGAGCUGCUAGAGGAGGAGAGAAAAGAGUGGCAGCACAAAUACACAAAAGCUGAAACCGAGGCCAAAGACCUCCGAUUUACAGUGGAGGAACUGAAGAAGAAGAUCCAGCAGGCCUCCAACCCACCACCUGCUGCCCCAGCGCCCCCUCCACCCCCUCCCCCACCUCCUCCUCCAACCCCUGCCCCCUCAAGCAACCCACUCAGCUCAUUAUUGUCUUUGCUCCGGAAGAAAAAAGAUGUCAGCAUUGAAACUCCAUUAGUAGAGAAGGACUCCUCUGAGAAAAGCCCAGAGAAGGACAUAAGACAGCAGGCUGUUGAUGAGAUGAUGCAGCGAAUCAAAAAAGGGGUUCAACUCCGGUCUGUUUCCCAGACAACCAACAGAGCAAGACCAGGACUGAAAGAACAGACACCGUCAAAUUCUGCCAUACAGGAGCUUCAGGGAAUCCUGAACUCUGUAAAGCAUCCCGGCCCCUCCCCCUCAUCUGGGACAGGCCCUCCGUCAGCAUCGCCAAAGUCCGAGCUAGAGAAAGCCCUGCACAGACGGAGACAAGCGUUGAAGACUACGCAGAAUAACACAACUCCCAGUAGUGUUCUGGAUGUGACCCAGAUAAAGCAGACUCAGCCAGAAACAGGCCAAAGCACAAGGGACCAGGACAUACAGCUCAACAACAACAAUUCGCACUGACCAACCCAAAAACCACAAAGUAGUACAUUAGUUGGAAAUCUGGAGCACAAGGAAUGGAAAAGGUGGAAGGAAAGAAAAUACUGAGCUUGCAUAUUUACACAUUUGGCUAAUGUUUUAAUGAAAAGUGUAUGGCCAAAAUCGCCCCAUUUCAUGUAUAAACAAUAAUUAUGUGGUGUAAUAUAGUUACUCUUAAACUAUAUCUGAAACUGUGACUACUGUGACAAAUAUUAAA